AUGGCGUCUUUCGAGUCUUCUCCAACUUCAUCGUCUUCUGAUCCAACCGAAAAAUGGACAUACGACGUCUUCCUAAGCUUCAGAGGCAAAGACACUCGACAUAACUUUGUAAAUCGUCUCUAUGCAGCUCUAGUUCGCAGAGGAAUAUAUGCGUUCAAAGAUGACGAGAUGAUCCGUAGAGGGAAGCUCAUCUCUACGGAACUCCUCAAAGCCAUCGAACAAUCCAUGUUUGCAGUCGUUAUUUUCUCGGAAAAUUACGCAAACUCUUCAUGGUGUUUGGAUGAACUUGCCAAAAUCAUCGAAUGCCAAGAUCGGAUGGGCCAGAAGGUGUUACCGGUCUUCUACCAUGUAAAUCCAUCCGAUGUGCGUGGACAGAAACGAGACUUUGCUACGGCCUUUCAGCAACACGAAGAGGAGUUUACGGGGAAUAUGGAUAAGGUGAGCAAGUGGAGGGACGCUUUAGCUGCAGCGGCCAAUUUAUCUGGCUGGCACAUCUUGAAAACAGUCGACCGGUUAGUUUUCCUUGAUCUGUUUUUCGGUUAA
This is a messenger RNA of Cynara cardunculus var. scolymus (artichoke), 543 nucleotides long. RefSeq names its product TMV resistance protein N-like. NCBI's taxonomy places the organism in Eukaryota, Viridiplantae, Streptophyta, Magnoliopsida, Asterales, Asteraceae. Gene Ontology annotation, biological process: signal transduction. The record is from RefSeq and is a predicted model, not a curated record. The transcript has a single exon. The coding region runs from base 1 to 543 and encodes 180 amino acids.